AUGAAUCUUCAAUCCAGAAAAGUGACAGUUGCCCUUGUUGGCGGAGGAACCAUUGCCCCUUUUCAUGCUAAAUUCCUCCUAACCUCUCCUACCUGCUCUUUAGUUGCUCUCAUCGACCCAUUUCCUCCUGGAAAGCAACUGGCUCUGAAGCUUUCUGUGCCACAUUUCGCGUCCGUGCAAGAUCUUCUCGGGUCCUCGGUUGGAGCCCCGGAUGCAUACAUCAUUUGUGUACCUUCUAGUCUUCACGUUCGUGUAGCCGAGGAGGUGCUACACUAUGCCUUCCCUCAGGCCAUAUUGAUUGAAAAGCCCUUCUCUACCGAGUCAAGCUCGGGAGACAAGUUUCUCCAACUCGCAAAAAGCAAAUCCUGCACGUUGUUGGUUGGCCACCACCGUCGGUUCCAUCCGUCACUUGCAGCAGCCCGCCAAGUGAUUGAUAAUGGAACAAUCGGCAAAAUCAUCGCAAUAUCGGGAAUAUGGACCGCCAAAAAGAAUGAUGGCUAUUACAAGGAAGCUAGCUGGCGAUGCUCUCGCAAAUCUGGAGGCGGUCCUGUUUGGACGAACUUCGUUCACGAUAUUGACGUUCUGCAUUAUCUGACUGGAUCGAAUGUUGUGAGAGUCUGGGCAACGCAGACCGCCAGCCAGCGUUCCCAUGAAAUUGUUCCAAGCGACGACCCAGUCGAAGAGGGGGCGGCAGUCAUGCUUCAGUUUGCCAAUGGAGUGGUGGGGACCUUCAUAAUCAGCGAUAAUGUGGCGAGUCCAUUUGGGUGGGAGGCUGCAACGGGCGAUAAUCCUCUUUAUCCACCAGCUCCGGUAAAAGUGGAUACAUAUCGGAUUCUGGGGACUAAAGGAACUUUGACAGAGCCAGAUGGUACACUUUGGCGCUAUGAUUACAGUGAUGCAAAGCAGCUAGGAAAAGAGGUAGGAUGGAAUAUCCCCAUCCGCCAAGAGGAGCUAAGCUCUUCAGAUGAUGUACCUUUUCAGCAACAGAUAGAACAUUUGGCCCGAGUCUGCCUUGAAAAGGAGAAGCCAAGAUGUUCAGGGGAGGAUGGCUUAAAUGCAGUGAGAGUGUGCGAAGCAGUAAUUGGUGCUUUGGAGGCAGGAGAUGGCAUUCCGAUUGACCUGUGA
Messenger RNA from Penicillium pulvis, 1125 nucleotides. RefSeq names its product Gfo/Idh/MocA family protein. Lineage: Eukaryota; Fungi; Ascomycota; Eurotiomycetes; Eurotiales; Aspergillaceae. The transcript has a single exon. Bases 1 to 1125 code for a protein of 374 amino acids. The record is from RefSeq and is a predicted model, not a curated record. Gene Ontology annotation, molecular function: nucleotide binding.